AUGCAGCACCAGCAUAGGCUUCUCAUACUGUAUGCAACUCAAACCGGCAAUGCAUUGGAUGCUGAUGAACGUCUUGCUCGUGAAGCCGAACAAAGAUCCUGCCCCAAUAAACUUCUUUCUCUUCAUGAUUAUGAUCCUAGUCUGUUACCUCAGGAAGAGGCUGUCAGUUUUGUGGUUUCUACCACAGGCCAGGAUGAUGCCCCUGAUUCCAUGAAGGUCUUUUGGAGGUUUCUUCUUCAGAGAAACCUAAGCAACCAUUGGCUGAAAGGGGUUCAUUACACUGUCUUUGGUUUGGGUGAUUCUGGUUAUCAUAAAUACAAUUUUGUUGCAAAGAAGCUGGACAAAGGAUUAAUGGACCUUGCAGGAACAACUAUUGUAGAAAGAGGCUUGGGAGAUGAUCAGCACCCUUCAGGCUAUGAAUGUACUCUUGAUCCUUGGAUGUCUUCUCUAUGGAGAAUCUUAAACAUGAUCAAACCAGAAUUAUUACCAAAUAGCCUAGAUGUUGUAAUUCAAGAUACAAUGUUGGUUGACCAACCGAAAGUCCAAAUCUCAUAUCACAAAAUUGAAAAUAUCAAGUCGCAUUUUUAA
Messenger RNA from Lathyrus sativus (Indian pea), 588 nucleotides. NCBI's taxonomy places the organism in Eukaryota, Viridiplantae, Streptophyta, Magnoliopsida, Fabales, Fabaceae. The record is from the annotation of a GenBank genome assembly.